GUCAAACUUGAGGCGAACCACAUGUGCAUAUCGGAGCGACCAUACAGGAGCCAACAGCAAAACAAUCUCUCUAUCAUCUGCAGCUGCCAUUUUGGAUCUGUAGAGGUGUGGUCAAGUCACAUAAUUGCAGCCACUGGUCUGACAGCAGCCUCGUCCGAGCUCCAGCGGAACUGCAGGAGUCAACUGGUGACAUCGAGCAAACGCCUUCGCAGCAAAAUGUCAGGCAUGAUCGAUCCCCAGAUCUUCGAACACCUCAAGUCGAAGAUCGACGAGGACACAAAGGCGCGCGAUGACCUCAAUGGGAUCAUUCAGAAGUUGGAGCGCAACGUGUCCUACACCCAAGGUAUCCUCUCGCGGGUGCACUCAACGCCGAGAUCUCACUACCCUACCCUCCUUUCCCAAGUCGAGGCUGCCAUCAGGGCUGAGGCCGAGGACAUUUCGCAGCUGAGCGAGGUUGCAUCUAAAUACCCUUACUACAAGUACAACAGCAAGUGGACCCGGUGCAUCCAGGAUGCGGCCUUCACGGUCCUUCUCCACGGCUGGUUGGGCGGGGGAAUUGUCCCCGAGGGCAGGUUAGGUCGACUUUUGACCCUUGAGGAGGUCGGAGAGCACGUCUUCCACGUCCCUGUGAACCUGAAAGACCGCGAUGCUUUCCACAUCACCAUCGAGGAGUACCUCCUGGCAGUCACAUGCUUGACGGACGAGCUGGCCCGCCUGGCCGUGAAUGCUGUGACCCUGGGAGACCACGAGCUCGCUGUCAAGAUCAGCAGCUUCGUCAAAGACAUACACGCCGGCUUUCAGUUGCUGAACCUGAAGAAUGACAUUCUGAGGAAGCGGGUGGAUAGUGUCAAGUAUGCAGUGAAGAAGGUCGAGGAUGUGGUCUACGAUCUUUCGUUGAGGAAUCUAAUCCCCACCUCUUGAAUCACAUGUUGAGCUGGUGAUGAGAAAAAGAGCCAAGAGGACCUGGAGGCGCACUUGGGCUUGGGAUGGCAUGCUUUGACAAUCCCACACAGGCCCUGAAGUGUCAACUUGGGCAUAUCGGGUCUAGGCCGUCAAAGAACUGGGGUCCAUGAGACCACGAAUGACUGCUCCCAAAUCUCAUACUCACUUCAAAAUGGACGGCCCAGUAGCUCGGAGGGAAUGAGGAGGCUCCAACCAUGUAGUAAUAGCAUCUUUGUUGCUAAAGAGAGUCCAAGUGUGCUAGCACAAGGGCUGAACUAAGUUAAGUCGUUAUUCAUUUGA
This is a messenger RNA of Diaporthe batatas, 1242 nucleotides long. RefSeq lists its product as uncharacterized. The transcript has 3 exons. The record is from RefSeq and is a predicted model, not a curated record. Gene Ontology annotation, molecular function: RNA binding; single-stranded DNA binding; sequence-specific DNA binding. Gene Ontology annotation, cellular component: cytoplasm; nucleus. Gene Ontology annotation, biological process: RNA metabolic process. NCBI's taxonomy places the organism in Eukaryota, Fungi, Ascomycota, Sordariomycetes, Diaporthales, Diaporthaceae. Bases 22 to 921 code for a protein of 299 amino acids.